This is a messenger RNA of Ylistrum balloti, 1278 nucleotides long. RefSeq lists its product as uncharacterized. The record is from RefSeq and is a predicted model, not a curated record. The transcript is spliced from 4 exons. The coding region runs from base 1 to 1278 and encodes 425 amino acids. Lineage: Eukaryota; Metazoa; Mollusca; Bivalvia; Pectinida; Pectinidae.
AUGGAUAGUUGUGAACCUCCACUUUUCAAUAAUCUUCUUAAACUGUGUGACACUAAAGAUGAAGAUACUUCAUCAAGUAAAGUUCCAAGGAGAGGGAAUCCGAGCAGUUUGGAUGGAUCAUAUUGUGCUUCCUGUUUGAGACUAUGGAGGGAUAGCAGAUACUACAGUUGGGGUUCUUUAUACACACGCUCCUCCCUUUGUGCAGAAUGUCAAAAAGGUAGGGCUAGACAGGACUACAUCAGUUACUGGGGCUGCUCCCAAUACAGAGUUGGAUCAUGGAGACUGCGACAAAAAUGGAUGAAUCCAGAUUUUGGAUGGAUGUUUACAAGUCGAACAGAAGCACAGAAGUCAACGGAUAAAAUAUCAAAGUCAGAACUGAGCACAGAAAGGUCAUGGUCCAAGGAUUUUACAACAAGGUCAUACUGUUCAAUAUCAAGGUCAGAAUUAAGUGCAAGAUCAGAGGAGAUUACUCCAAGGUCACAGCCAGACCUAUUUACAGGAAAUCAUAUAAUCACAAAGUCAAGCUCUGCUAGUAAUACUGGCCAAGGUAAAGAAAGUGAAAACUAUGACAACGCAGACAUUUCUGUUGAUUCUCGUGCAAGUUGCAGUUCUCCGAAACUUCCACAAGAGAGACGUCAACGAAGUAAGAGUCCAUGUCUACAAAAAGUAGAUGUAGCAUCAAGGAAACAAAUGUUUGAGCAUUCAAACAAGCAAUCAGGAAAGAUGGCAUCUGGUCAUGCUAUCAAGAAUGAACCAACUGUAGAUGACGGUAGGAUAGACAUACCAAAGCUAAAUCUGGAUGAUUUGGACAUCCCUUACAACAGUCCUGUGUACCACUUUCCUCUGACACCAAAACACAUACCAACUGUUGCAAGGCCUAACCGCUGGGUUGGAUAUGGUUACUUCGUUGGGACGGCAGAGCUGACUAGUGACACUGGACAUCUGCUGUGGGUUCGUCCACGUGGCGAGUUGCAUGUUAUCUUCAAAUAUGCAGACACUGGACAGGAUUUCAUGUGUUUUAUUGAUCCCCAGUAUACUGGUGUCAGACUUUGCCAGAGAAAGCCAGACGGAGAGUUAACAGUUAUUCUUGAUGGAAGAGAAAGUCCACAAUACAACAACAGUUGUCAGCGUGUGUCGUCUGUGACUAGGUAUCCACCACAACACAACUUUAAACUCGUGUCUUAUCUGGGAAGGAUCGAGCUGCUACUUCAGGCCAAUAAAGACAAUACUUUACCAACUGCUCAAAGAUUUAAAAUCAACUUUACAAUGACUUUGUAA